Molecule: messenger RNA, 1233 nt
Organism: Prorocentrum cordatum
Lineage: Eukaryota; Dinophyceae; Prorocentrales; Prorocentraceae
Source: the annotation of a GenBank genome assembly
UUACGCGCCGAAAACAUCCGCCACUACUUCAGCUCUCCAGUCUCUUCUCCCGUCGUUAGGUCGCUAUCCCACAGCUGCCUGAAGAUUGGAGCUCUGACCCUCUCGCUUGUUUUCUGCCUCAUCUUUGGCCCUCGUCGGAUCAGAUGCAUCCGAUCUCGGAGGCCGCAGCCCCUCGUUCUGCACGAGAGCACGUGCAUGCGUGCGUCGUCGCCAUCGAUAUUUUGUUCGCCGCCUUUGACGCGUCCCGCAGGCGCGGAGCCCAGGGGAGGCCAGCGGCCCGCUCCUUUGCCGCCCAGGCCAUCCGCGCCAGAGCGAGGCAGGGCGCCUUUCGGUCCAUCAUCACCCAGGAUAUCGACGGCCACCGGGGCGCGCGGGUCGGCGCCGCAGUGCUGCGCGGGCUCUUCUCGGCCGGGCUGGCGCUGCCGGAGCCCGACGGGCGGCGGAAGAAGAGAGGGCGCCUCCAGAGGUCCGAGGGCCUGCGGGCCGGCGCCAUCUGCAGGUUAGCAGACAACUUCGUGGAAUCCUCUGCAGAGCGCUUCCAAGGUCUGGAUCUGCUUGAGAAUGUCUUGGUGGAGCUCCCAGAGGACCGCUGGGACAACAUCGAGAUCGUGGCGCGAACGGCGAACGACAAGCCCAUCAAGCGCCACGUGGACAAUGGCACCAGGUGCCACGCGCUGCUCAUCAUCAACCUGGGUCUCACUUCGCACAACAUGUUCUGGCCUGCUGGCGGCGAGGAGGUGUCCGUCAUGCUCCGCAGCGGCGACGCCGUACUCUUCGACGGCAAGUCGGAGCACGCGGCCCCGGAGGUUAUGGAGAAUUCCAGCCCUUUCCCAGCGCACCCCUGGGCCGGCUCGAGGCGCCUGGGUGUGCUGCUGCGGCAGAACAUCCCCCCCGGCGGCCCGCGGCCCAAGCGCUGCGGGGCCGCCCGGGCGCGGCUGCGGAGGGCACGGUGAGCCUCGGCGCGGCGCCAAGAUACGUUGCUCCCUUCCCUCGGCGUCGGGGCCUGACGACUUUUCCCCAAUCGGCCUGCGGGGAUCCGGCAAGACAGAUCGAGGCGCAAGCCCAGACAAGCCAGGGAAGAACAGGCCGAGCCGAGGUGAACGCAGAGGCCUCCCGGGAAGUCUGGAUUAGAGCGUGGAGGCUCCAGCGCGAGCCGACGGGGCAUCAGGAGUCGCUGAUCCCUGAAAGAUCCUUACCCUGUAGCUGUUUGUUCAUCUGCUGUCCACCUCCUCC